This is a messenger RNA of Grus americana (Whooping crane), 1401 nucleotides long. It is a transcript of the gene C17H20orf204, whose product is annotated as chromosome 17 C20orf204 homolog. The transcript has 5 exons. Bases 67 to 576 code for a protein of 169 amino acids. The record is from RefSeq and is a predicted model, not a curated record. Lineage: Eukaryota; Metazoa; Chordata; Aves; Gruiformes; Gruidae.
CCGGGCUCCCCGGGAGCCGCCGCAGGGUCCGCGCCGGCGGUCCCCCCCCAGCGCCCGCGGGGCUCCAUGAUUCUCCCCCGGGCGCUUUCCUGUGCUGUUCUGCUCCUGCUGCUCAUCGCCGUGCUGAGCAGAGGCAAGAGGUGCAGCAUCGCCAAAAUCCUCCGGCAGUACCGCGCUGUCAUCUUCCAUGAGAUCCAGAACCUGAAAAACCUGAGUGGGUCGGUGGACAGGAGUGAAAGGGCUGGGCUGGCUUGUCGUUCGGACAAGGACCAGAAGAUCCUGCUGUCCAUCUACAACAUCAGCAUGUCCCUGCGGGAGGUGGCAGCCGGCACCCUGCACAGCCCUGAGGAGCUGGCGGUGUGGAAGGUGGUCAGAAACACUGACUUCGUGCUCAGGGAGAACUGCAGGAAAAUCAGCAAGAACCUGCCGCGCAUCCCAGCACAGCCCCAGCGUGGGGGACCCGGCCGCAGGAGGAAGCAGCUGCGGGAGAUCAGGAGGAAGGUGGAGAGGCUGGCGACCUGCUGGGAGAAGCUCUACGCCCUGCACACACCCCGCCACACCCCCCGGGACUCAUAGGGACGCCAUUGCCACGUGCCGGAGGGAUGCGCUGCUCCAACACCAUGGCUGCCAGCAUCUCGUUUGGAAAUUUGGGGAAAAUUCAACCCUGAAGGUGGCAGAGUUGCUACUGGCAGGUGCUCGAGUUGAAUUUGUCCUCCUGGUUCAAGUGGUACCUGGGGACCAGCCCCAUUGCACGUGGGGGGGGCUAGCAGGUUGGUUUGCCAUAGGACGGCUGUGGCAGGAAGCUGGAACACCAGAAACUUGCAGAAAAAGGGGAAGUGCUGAAAAAAGGAGGCAAGGCAUUGGAUUUCUGCGAUGCUCCUGGCCCUGCAUCACCUGCUGCUUUCCUGGGGACAAUGGUUGCUUUUCAGGGCAGAAAGAGGACGUGUGGGGUCGUGGCUCAGAGGGCUCUGCUGGAAGCGGGACUGCUGCGCAUCCACAAGGCUCUGAGGGUGGCCGGGCUGUGGAGUGGGACACGUGUCCCUGUUGCACUGCUGGGACAGGUGGAGCAGCCGGGCACCUGCGGCGGAUGGGAAAACCCGGGUGCAUCACUGGGUGCCCGGGGAAGCCAGGGAACGCUGGUGCCUGUGGAUAAACAGCAAAACCGCAGGCAGCUGCGGGGCUUUGAGGCCAAGGCUCAGCCUCCGGGACGGGCAGCACUGCAGAGGGACCCGGCUGCUCGGCGUUGUGGGUGCCCCAGCACCCCCUGGUGAGCCAAGGCCAGAGGGACAUGGGGUUCGGUGAGAUGAGGAGCAUCCUUUCUCCUCACUGCGCUCUGCCAGUGCCAUGGCCAGGGUCCCUGCUCUCCUGUUGGGUGGCAAACAGUCUCUGGGAAGCCAGAAA